This is a messenger RNA of Panicum virgatum (switchgrass), 3222 nucleotides long. RefSeq lists its product as uncharacterized. NCBI's taxonomy places the organism in Eukaryota, Viridiplantae, Streptophyta, Magnoliopsida, Poales, Poaceae. Gene Ontology annotation, molecular function: acetyltransferase activity. The record is from RefSeq and is a predicted model, not a curated record. Gene Ontology annotation, biological process: carbohydrate metabolic process. The transcript has 2 exons. Bases 370 to 1443 code for a protein of 357 amino acids. Gene Ontology annotation, cellular component: Golgi apparatus.
CCCGACCCGGCGCGCCACGCCCCCGUCCCCCGCACCGACGCCGACGGCCCCGAAGCGGCGAGGCGCCGGUGCGCCCUCUCGCCCCCUCCCCACCCGCUCUGCCGUUCCGCUGUUCCCAUCCCGCCGACCCGCCCCGAUCUCCGUCCCCAACCCCACCACCCACCAACCCACCGAGCGACGCGACGCGGCCGCGGCGCUCCUCUAACCUCCCUCGCUUCUGCUCCACGCCGCCCGCCCGCCUGCCUGCCUGCGCAAUCCCGUGCGGCCCGCGAUCCCGCGCCCCCCGCGGCCCAGAUCUGGUGGCGCCUCGCCGCUCGCGCGCGCGCUCCCGGGGGUGAAGCGCAGGCGGCCGCCCGGUCGGGCCGGUCGAUGGUUUCGGCCGCGGCGCAGGCGGGCGUGGUCGCGGCGUGCGUCGUGCUGUUCGUGCCCAUGGGGCUGGCGGGGUGGCACCUCAGCCGAAACAAGGUGCUCUUCUUCUCCGGCGCGCUCUUCGUCUCGCUCGCCGUCGGGGUCCACCUCUCCCCCUACCUCCCCUCCGUGCCCCACCUCCUCGCCACCUCCUUCUUCCUCCCCGGCCCCGGCGCCGCGUCCGCCGCCGCCGCCUCCUCCGGGUCCUCCUGCGUCCCGUUCCUGCACCGCGUGGCGUGGUCUGACGCCGCCGCCGCCGCCGCUAAAGGCUUGGGAGGUGGGACGGCGCGGACGUGGUCGUGGCCGCCCUCGCUGGCGUCCACCUGCGGGUUCGCGCGGCUGUCGCGCGACGACGCGUCGCUGCUGCUCAACGGGUCCUGGGUGAUGGUGGCCGGGGACUCGCAGGCGCGGCUGCUCGUGCUCGCGCUGCUGCGCCUCCUGCUCGACCCGGCCGCGGCGGCGGCCGCCGAACCGGAGCUGUUCCGCCGCCACAGCGACUACCGCGCCGCGGUGCCGGCUCGGGGCAUCUCCGUGGACUUCGUCUGGGCGCCCUUCGAGAGCAACCUCACGCGACUGCUCCGCGAGGAUCUGCGCCUCGCGCCGCGCGUCCCCGACGUGCUCGUCCUCGGAUCCGGGCUCUGGCACAUGCUUCACUUCACGGACGCCACGAGCUACGGCGACGCGCUGGCGUCCGUCGCGGGUGCCGCCAAGUCGCUGCGCUCGCCGCUACCAGUGCCGCCGCCGCAUAUGUUCUGGCUCGGGCUGCCGCACCUAGUGAACCACAUGCUCAACACAGACGCCAAGAGGGCACACAUGAACGGCACCAUGCUGCGCGCCUAUGACCUCGAGGUCGAUCAGAGGGGCCUCAUUCGUGGUGAUGGCGGCCCAUUCCUACUGCUUGAUGUGGGGAAGCUCACACAGGGGUGCGGGCAGCAAUGCACGGCUGAUGGAAUGCAUUAUGAUGGCGGGGUGUAUGACGCCGUGUUGCAUAUCAUGCUCAAUGCAUUGGUGAUUGAGUCACAACAAAGGAUUUGAGUGGAUAGGGGUUCUUGACCAGAUACUCCACAAUUCAUCCAAGUACUGCAGAAAAAUCCCAGUGUGCCCUAGUCCUUGUUGCAGUGGUUCAUCGAGAAGGCCCUUAAUUGGUAUUAUGCAUUUUUUACGAGCUAUUUCUGUAUUAUAUAAUUCUGUUAGCAAUCUAACUCAGUAAUUUCAUUGAUUUGUUUGACUCACUUUGCUCAGCUUUUCAGUUAGUAUAUAGGUAAUCAAUAUGUUUCUGAAGGCAUUAUUUGUCCUAUAUUAGGCAUAUAAAAACAGGUGUAUUCAGAUAAUGUAGUUAUGCUGCUUCAAGCAAGCACUGAAAUAUGCCAUGCUUCUUUAGCGAGCAUUGUUUACUUUCUGUUUGGAUUGUUGAUCCAUGGUUUGUUUUCCCCAUACAUCAUAUGGUGCCCUAAGUUGUGUCUGUGAUGAUGUGGUACAGUUUGGUCUUGAGUAGAUCAAGCCCCUUCCGAUUUUACUACAGAUGGGGUUAUGACACUACAUAUACUGUUCGUUCUAUUCUAAUCGAGAAAAGGGAAAGCAAUAAGUCGAAGAAAGACACUUAGUGGUAGUUCUAAUGUUUCCAAGACUCACCAUGAUGGAAGAUGAACAGUAGUGUACUUUUCAUGAUAGUUUCACAAUUUCUGGUGUUUGAUCUCUAAUUGUGGUUUACCCUGCUUGGUCUAAAUCCACUUGCAGGAUUUUAAUGUAAGAAAUUCGUGUGACCAUGUGCUGGGCACGCAUUAGCUUGUGUUGUUUCAGGAUGAAAGACUACGGGCAACCAGUGCGGGCUCUCUCUCCCCUGAGACUGCAGGUGCAAUUGCAACCGGAGCCGGCGUAAGUGUAUCGUGUUCCGAGGCAGUCAGGAUGGGUUUAGCCGGCAGCGAUUGGGAAAAAAAAGACUCACCGCCGGGCGAGCUUGGAGAUUGGAUUAGCAGUGACACUAUCGCCAUACAUGGAGUCGUUGACCUGCUCAAUUUCUCUCUACUAUCAACCAAUCAUAUUUAUUGUUUACUUAUUAUAAAGAUACUAAUCUCUUCUAUUGCGAAAUUUGAUAGUGUCUAGUGCAUAGGUUCUUGUGUAGAAAUUGGAUCUUGCAUGAGACUCAGGCCCUGUUUGGUUAUAAAAAGUUUCUGAGCUAAUUUUAGUCCCUAGGUUAAAACUUUUAGUCCCUACCUAUUUGGUUGUAGAGACUAGAGGGAUUAGAGGUCAUUAAAUGAAGUGCAUAAAGUACCCUACUACCUCUAAUUUGCAUGCAUGCAUAAAGUACCCUACUAAUCAUAGGAAGCUGUAGGCUAAAAGUCCCAAAAAGCUUCUCAAGAGAGACUUCUCAUUUUUUAGCCCCAAAAAAUCUCACCUGUUUGGUUCUUUAGCCGCUAAAGUCUUAGGUGGUGUUUGGUUCUCAAAAGUCCCUAGAUUAAUUUUAGUCCAUGGACUAAAAACUUUAGUCCCUACUUGUUUGGUUUCAGGGACCGAAGGUCAUUAAAUGAGUGCACAAAGACCAUAUUACCCCCAAUCUGCAUGCAUUUAAGAGGUGGGGACCGGGGUAGGGGAUGGAAUAGUAGGCUUUAUGUAAGCUAAAAGUUCCAAAAAAGCUCCUCAAGAGGGUAUUCUCUAGUUUUAGUCCCUAGCAUAAAAAGUCUCAAAAAAGUUACUCCUGUUUGGUUUUUAAGUCCCAUAAAUCUUAGGGACUUACAGAAAAAUCCAAACAACUAAACAGGGUCUUAGGGACUUAUGCAAAAGUUCCAUGAAUCAAACAGGAUCUCACUUUCUUCA